AUCCUCCUGACGGUGAUGGCCUACGACCGCUUCAAUGCCAUCUGCCGCCCCCUGCACUACGGCGUCAUCAUGCACCCCAGGCUGCUCCGGCAGCUUGCAGCUGUGGCCUGGAGCAGUGGUUUCGUGGAGUCCACGCUUCAGACCAUCCUCGUCUUCCAGCUGCCUCUCUGCAGCCACCACAGGGUGGAUGACUUCAUGUGUGAGGAGCCCGCCCUGAUUAAAAUUGCCUGUGUGAACACCACCUUCCUGGAGAAUGAGCUCUCCUUGGCCAUCGUCCUCUACGUGGUUGUACCGCUGGGGCUGAUUCUGGUCUCCUAUGGCUGCAUCGCCAGGAGCGUGCUCAGGAUAAGGUCUGCAGAAGGCAGGAGGAAAGCAUUUGGGACCUGCGGCUCCCACCUGCUGGUUGUGGUUUUGUUCUUCGGGACUAUAAUUUCUGUCUACAUCCAACCCAAGAGCAAGUACACGCAGAACCACAGUAAAUUCCUCACCCUCUUCUAUACUGUGGUGACACCCUCCCUCAAUCCUCUCAUCUACACGCUGAGAAACAAGGAGGUUAAGUGGGCUCUGAGGAGACUGCUGUGGAGGGACCCACAUCAGGGAGAACCAUGA
This is a messenger RNA of Hyaena hyaena (striped hyena), 609 nucleotides long. RefSeq names its product olfactory receptor 2H2-like. The annotation marks the transcript as partial. The transcript has a single exon. Gene Ontology annotation, biological process: G protein-coupled receptor signaling pathway. The record is from RefSeq and is a predicted model, not a curated record. Lineage: Eukaryota; Metazoa; Chordata; Mammalia; Carnivora; Hyaenidae. Gene Ontology annotation, cellular component: membrane. Gene Ontology annotation, molecular function: olfactory receptor activity.